AAAACUAAUGUAAUUAAUUUAUUUAAAUUAAUAUUGAAAAUGUAGAUUGAAUGGGUUUUUCUGUGCAGCAAAGGCCAAGAAGUAACUCCAUCUCUUUGGUCAACAGCCAACGCAGUGUAUACUAUAAAAUUCGAAGAUGUUUAUACAUGCCUAACCUUACAUAGAUAGGUAGUUGACAAGUUCCAACUUUUCUUUAUCUUAUUCUUCAUGUAGGGCCUCUUAGUCUCCAUCUAAUCUGAUUGAUCGUUAAUUUUUCCUUUUCUUUUUCAACAACCCAUCAGCCAAUCUUCGUCUUGAAGAGGUAUACUAAGUCUAAAAAUGGGUUCUUAAUUUGAUGGUUUAAACAAUUAUUCCUCAUUUUGUCUCACUUCUAUUCUAUGCAUCUUACUGGAUCAACUGAAGCUUAAAUUAUUCAUUAAGAAUUGCAUCGGAUUGUUUUGAAAAUUCAACCAGUUAGACCAAGUAAAUUUUCUCAAGAAAAAAAAAAAAGAAUUAUUACACAGAUUAAGAGUACUAUUAAUCCAUGGAAACCGCUAAAAAAAUAUCUAACUCAAUGUGCACGCUUAGCGAAUAAUUUCUUGUAGAAUAAUAAAUCUUCAAUUAAAUUGAUAAGAAUCCAAGUAACCCUCUUUUUAUAGCAGUGGGCAGGACCAACCCAAUUCCAUUAUCAGCCUUUUAUAAAGUUUGACCUUCACCUCUCUCUCUCUUUCUCUCUUUUCCAUGCAAAGAAAAUGGGAAAUUCAGUAGGCUGUUUCAGCUCAGCCCAGGAGGAUCAUCUCACAAAGAAAACCUCUAAUUCCUCUUCCAAUGUAAAAAAAGAUCCUGCCUUCUUUUUACCUUCUCUUUCUUCUUCAAAGAAACAGAAUAAUAAUAUCGACAACAUCAACAAAGAGCAGCUUGAUGAAGAUUUAGCUGAACAAGCUAUUGCUGCAGCUAUGCUUUUUCGUCAUCAUCAAAGAAACGGCACUCUUCCAUUCCCAAGAUCCUCUUCUGUAUCUUCUACUUCUCACCAGGGAUCCAAUAAGAAGCAUUCUUUUACAAAAAGUUCCAGUUCUAGACAACGAUCUCUCGCUGAUCCUUUGUUCAAACCAAGUCAGCUUGUUAAUCAGGAUCUAAAGAUUGAAGAUGCUGAAACCAAACAUUUGAUACUUGUCCAUGGAGGUGGGUUUGGAGCCUGGUGUUGGUAUAAAAUCAUAACACUUCUAGUGGAAAGUGGCUUCACAGUUGAUGCAGUUGACCUCACUGGAUCUGGCAUCCAUUCUUCUGAUACUAAUACCAUUAUGAAUCUAUCUCAAUACACAAAGCCCCUUACUGAUAUUUUCCACAAGCUCCAUCAAGGAGAGAAGGUGAUAUUGGUGGGACAUGAUAUUGGUGGAGCUUGCAUAUCAUAUUUGAUGGAGAUGUUUCCAUCUCAGAUUGCUAAAUCUGUUUUUAUUGCUGCAACAAUGUUGCAAAAUGGCCAGAGUGCUCUUGAUGUAUUAUCCCAACAGACAGGAUCGAAUGAUCUGAUGAGACAAGCUCAGGUAUUUCUUUAUGCAAAUGGGAAGGAUAAACCUCCAACAGCUAUUGACCUUGACAAGGAGUUUUUAGCAGAUUUAUUGUUUAACCAGAGUUCAGCUAAGGACAUAGCUCUGGCAUCAGUAUCAAUGAGACCAAUCCCAUUUGCUCCACUUGCAGAGAAGCUUUCUCUUUCAGACAAGAACUACGGCUCCAUACGACGAUUUUAUGUAAAAACUCAAGAAGAUUGUGCAAUCCCUGUUUCUCUACAGGAAUCCAUGAUAGAAUCCAAUCCUCCAGAACAAGUUUUCCAGGUUAAAGGUUCUGAUCAUGCACCAUUCUUCUCAAAGCCUCAGGCUCUGCAUAGGAUUCUGAUAGAGAUAUUGCAGAUUCCACCAAAGCAAACCUAAGACAAUGGUAACAGGCAGGCAAUAAUGUUUUGGCAUCCAAGUUAGAUAUGGUCAAAGCUGAACAUGUGCCUGCAUAUGCCAUUAGUUGUUGUCCACGUGUUUUGUUCAUGUAAUGAGAACCUCCAUCUGGCAUCUUUUUGUCUCCAAGAAAGCUUAAUUUCUGUCCUCGUAAUCUUUGUUUGCUUUGAUAGGGAGCAAGAUUCAUAUUCUUGUCAUAUUAUUGAUGUAAAUAAGUGAAGACUGUGUGGACAUAAAGGAUUUUUUAUUUUAUUUUCUUGAAAUGCUAAUAAUAUAAUAAUCUGAAACAUAUGAAAUUA
This is a messenger RNA of Manihot esculenta (cassava), 2224 nucleotides long. RefSeq names its product putative methylesterase 11, chloroplastic. The coding region runs from base 732 to 1907 and encodes 391 amino acids. The record is from RefSeq and is a predicted model, not a curated record. NCBI's taxonomy places the organism in Eukaryota, Viridiplantae, Streptophyta, Magnoliopsida, Malpighiales, Euphorbiaceae. Gene Ontology annotation, molecular function: methyl indole-3-acetate esterase activity; methyl jasmonate esterase activity. The transcript has 5 exons.